Vanessa atalanta (red admiral) is the source of this 4115-nucleotide messenger RNA. It is a transcript of the gene wtrw, whose product is annotated as transient receptor potential channel pyrexia. Gene Ontology annotation, cellular component: membrane. Gene Ontology annotation, molecular function: monoatomic ion channel activity; protein binding. Bases 952 to 3867 code for a protein of 971 amino acids. The record is from RefSeq and is a predicted model, not a curated record. NCBI's taxonomy places the organism in Eukaryota, Metazoa, Arthropoda, Insecta, Lepidoptera, Nymphalidae. Gene Ontology annotation, biological process: monoatomic ion transport; transmembrane transport. The transcript has a single exon.
UUUUAUUCAAUACUGUAACAUGAGGAUUCAAUAGAUCUUUAAUUAAUCUACUUGUAUAAAUAAUAUUUUGAUUAUAUUUUAAUCAAUAAGACACAACAAUCGAAUUUGCGUAAAAUAUAAGUUGAAAAAUUUGCGUACCAAGGGAUCGAACUUUUGCGUUGCAGUCUAACAGUCUUAAGACUAGAUUAUUCUUAGUAAUGUAAAUUUUAAAUGGGAUGAAUGCAGAUUUAGGAUGAUUUUCGUCAAAAGGUAAAUGCUUUUCUAGCGAAGCCGCUAUUUAAUCGAUACACCAAAUUAUAAUAGUUGCAAAUUUCAUGAAAAUUUCACAAAUUUGCAUUUUUACCUACAAGGACUAUAAUAGCGCUCUCAAAAUGUAUGUGACGUCCAAGCAAGGACAGUUAUUUAACAAUCAGAAAUACAAUUUUAUGGUUUAAUUAAAACUUUUCUUACUUUUAUACAAUUUUUUUUUCUGUGCACGCACGUUUGUGAAACUCUUUACUCAUUAACAUUGGACGAGUUCAACCAAUUCACAUCUUGAAAAAUCAAGUAAACGCUUAUUUAAACAUUUUAAAUAAUACGUUAUUGUGGUUACUUUUUCGCCUCCUACGUUUUUAUACAUAUAUUAUUAGUAUUAUACAUAUAUACUUUAACUUCACAUCCCCUACCCAAACGUCGCCCUUUGUACAUAUGUUAGUAAAAUUUAUAUCUGUAUUGUUGUGUGUUAUUUUUUAAUGUACCAUAAAUUUUAUAUUCGAAUAUUAAAUAAACCCUUUGUUACAAAUAUGUAAGUAUAUAAAUGUAAUACUCUUUUUAAGUAAUGAUUUUAGAAAAUAAUGUCACUAACGAACAGUGAAUACGGUCCUUUAUACCAAAGGUGCGCGCGAAUCAUCCACAUCACAGCAAUUGACGGACAAUAGCAGGCAGGCAGUCAGUCCCGCGCAGACCGCCCGCAUGCCCACAACGCGUAGCCUCCUCUCUUCGCGCUGGUUCCGCUCACGCCGCGCCCCGCGGUUAGACGAGCCUGAUGACACCACCGGAAACCAACCCCAGAACAUGGACCGAAGGCCGCGUGUCGCACGUGUUCUCAGCUCCCCUGCACGUGCGCAGACUGCGCCACUCGAUGAGGAAUCCCUCGAAAGGGCCUUUCCAUCCAUGGGUCACCUUGAAUAUGUUCUCGCUGGAUCUUCACCACCGGCCGAAAGCGCCCCUAAUAUGUACGAUAGCUUCGAGGAACCCCCAUUGGACCUAACUGCGCACAUAUGCGCUGAUUCACUACGUCAGAGUGCUUACGAACAAAUGCGAGCAGUCGGCGGACGACUAAGACUGCUCGACGAAUUGGAAUCCGGCGUCAUAACAAUAGACACCGCUGUUAACACAUUUACAACAGCAUCUGAAGCCGAGAGAAAUGUAUGUUUAUUUUGGGUCGCCUAUCUCAAGUAUGAGCAUUUUUUACAACCGCUGGUCGAAGCUGGAGCUGACCCGUUAUAUUUCGACGCGCUCGGUCUGUCUCCAUUACACGCGGCCGCAUUUAGUGGUUCGACGGAGUGCGCCAAUUAUUUAUUGUCUUGUGGAGCGGAUCCUAAUUACAUGCCGAGAUGCUUUGUACCGCUUCAUUGUGCUGCGUUCGGGAAUUCUGUACAAGUGGCUAAUUUACUGAUUAAUCGUGGUGCCUCAGUCCACGCGGCUGUAAAAUAUAUCAACUGUGAAGGAGGCUUACUGCAUUGUGCUGUACGAGCUAAUUCUGUUGACUGUCUGAAACUAUUUAUAUCACAUGGAGUAGACGUAAAUCAAAUAGAACCAGGCGGUACUAAUGCAAUUCAUCUCGCCGCUGAUCUCGGGAUGAUUCAGUGCCUUGCAAUAUUGAUAGAGACGCCUGGAGCCGAUCCUAACGUAAGAACGAGAGUGGGUGAUCGGGAAUCAACGGCUCUCCAUUUAGCAGCUGACGGUGGCUUCGUUGAAUGUGUUGAUUUACUACUAAACAAAGGUGCAGACGCCAGCUUAAAGAAUCAUCGAGGGUUUACCGCUUUACAUCUUGCCGCACGCUCUUCAUGUCUUGAAUGCGUGGAAUCAUUGCUUAGGAAAGGAAACGCCGAGCCUAAUUCAAUGGAUUUUGAUAAAAGAACUCCACUUCACGCCGCCAUAGGGAAGUCUGAUAGUGCCUGUGACAUAAUUGAAACCUUAAUAAGUUGGGGAGCAAAUGUCAAUCAAAAGGACGAGUAUGGUUUCACACCCCUGCACUUAGCUGCACUUGAUGGUCUCUCUGCUUGCGUGGAGACAUUAAUUUAUCACGGUGCUGAUGUAACAACGCGAUCUAAAAAAGGUAACUCAGCACUUAAUGUAAUCGCCAGAAAGACACCUGCGUCACUUGCGAUGAUAACAAGGAAGUUGGACUGUGCUAUCACUUUACACCACUCACAAACCAGUAACCGAGAGGUUGAACUUGAACUCGACUUCCGUAGCAUACUUCAGCAUUGUUACCCUCGAGAAAUAAGUUAUCUUAAUACAUUUGUGGAUGAAGGCCAGAAGGAAGUACUUCUACACCCUCUUUGCUCGGCCUUCCUGUAUAUAAAAUGGGAGAAAAUUCGUAAAUAUUAUGUCGCCCGGCUAUUUUUAAGCUUCAUAUUCGUUCUUUGUUUAACUUUGUAUGUAUUAACUGCGCUCGCGCAUAAUUGCUAUAAUGGAAGCAAAGACAUGGAAGAAACAAUACAAGAACAAGAACUGUGUCAAAAACAAUCCAUACUUGGAGAUUUACUUAGAAAAAAUCCGUUCGUAAUAGAAAUGCAAUGGUGGGUGCUAGCAGGCAUAACAAUUUUCGAAAUAUUCAGGAAGGUUUACGGCAUCGCUGGCUAUUCGACAGUUAAACAGUAUUUAAUGCAAUCAGAAAAUAUUAUUGAGUGGUUUGUUAUCGUAAGUGUGUUCUUAAUAUCAUAUAUUUAUACAAAUAUAACAUACACGUGGCAAAAUCACGUGGGGGCUUUCGCAGUUCUCGCGGGAUGGACGAAUUUAAUGAUGAUGAUCGGUCAGUUACCAGUUUUUGGAACUUACGUUGCAAUGUAUCAGAAAGUACAAAAAGAAUUCGCGAAACUAUUGAUGGCAUACUCAUGUAUUCUUAUCGGAUUCACAAUAAGCUUUUGCGUGAUAUUUCCUGAUUCGUCAUCGUUCGCAAAUCCUUUUAUGGGUUUUAUAACAGUCUUGACAAUGAUGAUCGGCGAACUAAAUUUGGAUUUGUUAUUAAACGAGCCAGACGGCAACGAUCCGCCGGUCUUGUUGGAAUUUUCUGCACAAAUAACAUACGUUCUUUUCCUCAUGUUCGUCACCGUUGUGCUUAUGAAUUUGCUCGUGGGUAUAGCGGUUCACGAUAUACAGGGAUUGAGAAAAACUGCUGGCCUUUCAAAACUCGUGAGACAAACCAAACUAAUAUCCUAUAUGGAACUGGCGCUGUUUAAUGGUUACUUGCCAAAAUGUCUCCUGAAGAUAUUACAUUCGUCGGCCCUUGUAUCACCGCAAGCUUAUAGAGUAGUUUUGAGUGUGAAACCGUUGAAUCCCAGUGAGAAACGACUCCCAAGAGAUAUAAUGAUGGCAGCAUACGACAUUGCAAAAAUGAGAAAACAAUAUGGUCACACAAUAUCAUCAAAUGGUUCGACUACAGGGGCGUAUUCGUGCUUCAAAAAAUACGAGAAUAACAAUGAUUCUGGCUACCGGGAGUAUGGUUAUUCGUCAGGCUUAGGAAGCCUUCAGGCGAGGUUGGAUGAAACUUCAGAAAAUGUUCGACAGUUGACACAGGAGGUGAAAGAGUUAAAAAAGCUUAUCAGUGCACAGCAGCUUGUUAUACAACAAGCCCUGUCAGGCGCAAUCGACAACCGUUGAUGAUAUAAUAGGCCGUUUAUAUUUCAAUGCCAGCGGUACAAGUCAAUAAACUAUGAGGAACGGUUAUUGUAUAUUUACGUUUAGAUUUGUGGACGGUUAAGAACUUAAAUUGUAAACGAUUUUUUGUAUUCGCAUUUGAAUGUUGUCGAGUAAAUUAUGUUUAAAACGAUGAGCUGUGAUCGAAAAUGAGAUAGUGCGUAAGGGUUUUGUGAUAUAAUUUAUCAUGAUAAUAAAUUUAUUUUUCAUAA